AUGUCACUCGUUCUGUGGACCAUCUGUGGGCUUUUUUCAACCGGAUGUGCAUUGUGUUUCGCCGAACUUGGUGCCUGUAUCCCACAAUCGGGCGGCGAGUACGUCUACAUACGACGUGCGUUUGGUGACACGCUUUCAUUCGUAUGUUUGUGGAUAAAUUUUAUCAUAAUACAACCAGUCGGAAAUGCUGCAUCAACGUUGAUAUUUGCAACGUACGUUCUACGACCAAUUUACUACGAUUGUGAGCCACCGAAUUCGGCCAUACGUUUGUUGGGCGUUUGUGUUUUUACUCUCUUGACAGCCAUUAAUUCUUUUAAUGUGAAAUGGGCAACUAAAGUCCAGGUGAUUAUAACCGGAAGUAAACUGAUCGCCAUUUUAAUUGUCAUAGUGAUUGGAUUGGUGUGGAUAGCUAACGGUCACACUGAAAAUUUCAACAAUUCAUUUGAUGGUAGUGAUUAUCGAGCCGGAUCUAUUGCCAUCGCUUUUUAUUCUGGAUUCUGGGCAUUUGGAGGCUGGAACUAUUUGAGUUUUCUGGCGGAUGAAGUCAUCGAACCUCAUAGAAACCUGCCACUGGCAAUAAUAAUAUCAAUGAUGAUAAUAAUCAGCGUGUAUCUGGUAGCUAACGUGGCUUAUUUUACCGUCCUUACACCAACCGAGAUGCUUCAAUCAUCAGCUGUAGCUGUGACUUUUGUUGAACAGACUGUACCAGGUAUAGUGUACAUCAUGCCUGUAUUAAUAGCUAUCUCCGUCAUGGGCAGUAUGAACGGCGCUAUGCUCUCAAUGUCAAGAUUGUUUUAUGUUGGUUCUAAAAAUAAUCAUCUACCCAAAAUAAUUUCAAUGAUCACCAUCAAGUUUAAAACUCCGGCCCCUUCUCUAAUCAUUAUGUGUAUUCUUACAAUUAUUAUGCAGAAUUUCAAAGAAAUAUUUUAUUUGAUUGAGAUGAUGGGUUUUGGUUUUACGAUAAUUCUAACGUCGACCUUAGCGUCCUUGAUAUAUCUAAGGUGGAAAGAACCCUACUUACACCGUCCGAUUAAGCUGCCGUUGAUUCUACCUCUGACUAUGUUAAUUAUCAGCCUAGUUCUGGUGAUUUUAACCAUCUACCAGAAACCACAAGAAAGCGGUCUUGCUCUGAUCAUCAUCUGUUCUGGCUUACCGUUAUAUUUCUUUGGAAACUGGAGACACAAACCGACCUUCAUACAAACCAUAUUAGGUAAUCAUUAG
Messenger RNA from Lottia gigantea (owl limpet), 1221 nucleotides. RefSeq lists its product as hypothetical. The record is from RefSeq and is a predicted model, not a curated record. NCBI's taxonomy places the organism in Eukaryota, Metazoa, Mollusca, Gastropoda, Lottiidae. Gene Ontology annotation, molecular function: L-amino acid transmembrane transporter activity. The transcript is spliced from 9 exons. Gene Ontology annotation, cellular component: membrane. The coding region runs from base 1 to 1221 and encodes 406 amino acids. Gene Ontology annotation, biological process: amino acid transmembrane transport.